This is a messenger RNA of Anopheles marshallii, 708 nucleotides long. Its product is annotated as apolipoprotein D-like. The record is from RefSeq and is a predicted model, not a curated record. Gene Ontology annotation, molecular function: pigment binding. NCBI's taxonomy places the organism in Eukaryota, Metazoa, Arthropoda, Insecta, Diptera, Culicidae. Bases 1 to 708 code for a protein of 235 amino acids. The transcript is spliced from 4 exons.
AUGAAGCUGAUCCCAUUUUGGAUGGUUACAAUGGCGUACCUGUGGUGUGCCAUUGAUGUGAGCCAUGGUAAGCUGCUAACGACUGCCUGCUUGCAGUUUGAGGAAGAUUACAACUUCAAAGAGGAUAAGUUUACCGGAACAUGGUACGACGUACGGCGCUUGAACGAUCCGGCUGUCCCACAGCACGAGGAUUGUGUGGUGAUGAACUAUCGGCUGGGUGAACAGGGUAGCUUCAGCAUACGCCAAUCGUACCAGAUCGGUCCUGACAGCGAACCGAUCUAUCGGGGCGGAAAAGCGGAUCCGAAAGUUUUCCAGGACGCCCGCAUACCGAAGUUUUACGAGCGUUUCAACACGACCGACCCGAACGAUCCGGACACCUCGAUCGACGUAGUGGCGACGGACUAUAGCAGUUAUGCCGUUGUGUACUCUUGCACCUCGAUCAACUCCACCCAUCAGAUCGAAUCUGCCUGGGUACUUUCGCGACAACCGGCACUGGCGAAGAAUGUGGUCGAGCUGGUGAACCUCUUCCUCGAGACGCGAUUCACCCGGAAGGAUCAUAAAUGGCGUGCCACGAUACAGACUGCCGAUUACUGCAAACCAACGCUCGUGGAAGAAUUGCUCGUCCACAGUGCGGCUAGUUGCGUCCAGUUCAGCUCCAUCCCGCUUGCCACCCUGCUCGGUGUUUUGCUGGUGAAAGUGUUCCACUAG